Molecule: messenger RNA, 1459 nt
Organism: Andrographis paniculata
Lineage: Eukaryota; Viridiplantae; Streptophyta; Magnoliopsida; Lamiales; Acanthaceae
Product: GDSL esterase/lipase 7-like
Exons: 5
Coding region: 145-1410 (421 amino acids)
Molecular function (GO): hydrolase activity, acting on ester bonds
Source: RefSeq, a predicted model, not a curated record
UUAUUAAUGGAAGGCACCGGAAGAAGCGCUGAAUGCACGUACUAAAAGCGUGAGAAGGGAAUAAAGCACGAUUUACCAUAUGCGGAAAGUCGGGAAAGAAAGAAGCGGCAAACAGCUUCAACUGCACAUGCGCGGAAAUACUUCAUGAGUCACGUUUUGUUGCCAGUAGGUGAAAUUUUCUGUUACGCGUAUUUAUACGAUCGUCUUCUGCUGCGAAGUGGCCGAUCUCCUCGUGCGAAUUCCUCCAUCGAUACUGGUCAAGCUGCAUGCCAUAUUAGUUUCGCUAAUUUGCUGCAGAAACUGGAUGAUCUGAUGACGACGGUUAUUCUGCCGUUGUUGGUGGUGAUUCUGUUGCAAGGCGUUUCUGUAGGAAGCUCGAAGAAUGAUUCUCCUCCUGCAUUGUAUGUUUUUGGCGAUUCGUUGUUCGAUAGCGGGAAUAACAAUUAUUUGCUGACUCUAGCGAAGGCGAACUUCCGGCCGUACGGCACGGAUUUCAUGAGAGGACCGACGGGGAGAUUUACCAAUGGGAGAACUGUGGUGGACUUCAUAGCGGAAUUCGUCGGCUUGCCGUAUUCACCGCCAUACUUGAGCUUCCAAAGAAAACUUCUCAAAUCAGACGAAUUGCCGCUGACAGGCUUAAAUUUUGCCUCUGCAACCUGUGGAAUUCUUUCCGAUACAGGAAGCACCUUGGGAAAAUGCCUGAGCCUGGAAGAGCAAGUGAACUACUUCCAACAAAUAGUGGAAAAGAAAUUGCCAGGACACUUCACCAAACAGAAUGAUUUAUCAAAUUAUUUGUCGAAAUCAUUGUUCAUGGUUUCUGUAGGCAGCAAUGACUACAUCUUCAACUAUAGCGACCCGCACACGGACACCAGCAAACGGUACUCCCCUCAAGAGUUCGCUGAACUUCUCACGAACAGUCUUUCGCAACAAUUGCGGAGAUUGUAUAACUUGGGAGCAAGAAAACUGGUAGUGUUCGGGUUAGGACCAAUAGGAUGUAUUCCCCAUAAUACAGUGCGAUUCACUCACAGUGGACCAUGUGUGGAGAAUAUCAAUCGGCCUGCAGUCAUGUUCAACAAUCAGGAGGCCAAGAUGCUAGAGAAUUUGACAUCAACUCUUCCAGGCUCAUCCUUUAGUUUUGGCAAUGGUUACUGGAUCGGAUUAGAUGCGUUUAUGAAUCCAUCGGGAUAUGGUCUAAGCAAUUCGAGCAAAGCAUGCUGCGUUACAUGGAUGAAUGGGACGUUGGGUUGCAUCCCGGGGCUGAAGGCACUGGCCUGCUUUGAACCUAACAAAUACUACUUCUGGGAUGGGUUUCAUCCUUCUGAAACUCUCUAUAGAACUAUAGCCACUAAUUGUUUCAAUGGCUCCUCUGUUUGUAUUCCCAAAAAUGUUAAGGAGCUGAUACAAAUUUGAAGAUGUUGUGAAAAACUAUAUAUCAAUGUCCAUUUGGGUGUUUAUGUUA